Molecule: messenger RNA, 5158 nt
Organism: Cavia porcellus (domestic guinea pig)
Lineage: Eukaryota; Metazoa; Chordata; Mammalia; Rodentia; Caviidae
Gene: Dsg3
Product: desmoglein 3
Exons: 16
Coding region: 97-3048 (983 amino acids)
Biological process (GO): homophilic cell-cell adhesion
Cellular component (GO): plasma membrane; desmosome
Molecular function (GO): calcium ion binding
Source: RefSeq, a predicted model, not a curated record
CUGCUGUGGAAAGAGCCUUUGCACAUCCUCUGCAGACUGCUGGGAGGGCAGCCACGCAGCGGACCUCUUGGAUUUGUUCUCCAGAGAACAGAGACAAUGGCUGGGCUCUUCCCCAGAGCCACAGGGGCUCUGGCCCUUUUGAUGAUGUUCGUGUUGGUUCAUGGAGAAUUGUGGAUAGAGACAAAAGAGCCACAUGGAGAAGACGACACAGCAGUUCAACAGGGCAAACGGAGGUACAAACGUGAAUGGGUGAAAUUUGCAACACCCUGCAGAGAAAGAGAAGACAACUCCAAAAAAAACCCCAUUGCCAAGAUUACUUCAGAUUUCCAGACAACCCAGAAAAUUACCUACAAAAUUUCUGGAGUGGGAAUCGAUCAGCCCCCUUUUGGAAUCUUCAUUGUUGACCCAAACACUGGUGACAUUAAUAUAACAGCCAUCGUUGAUCGAGAGGAAACCCCAAGCUUCCUGAUCACGUGUCGGGCUCUAAAUGUCCUAGGCCAAGAUGUAGAGAAGCCACUUAUAUUAACAGUCAAAAUUCUGGAUGUGAAUGAUAAUGCUCCAGUAUUUUCACAAACAAUAUUCAAGGGAGAAAUUGAAGAAAACAGUAAUUCAAACUCACUGGUAAUGAUACUAAAUGCCACAGAUGCAGAUGAACCAAACCAUCUGAACUCUAAAAUUGCCUUCAAAAUCAUCUCCCAGGAACCUGCAGGAACACCCAUGUUCCUCAUAAGCAGAAACACUGGAGAAGUCCGCACUUUGACCAAUGCUCUUGAUAGAGAGCAAGUUAGCAGCUAUCGUUUGGUUGUGAGUGGCACAGACCAAGAUGGAGUAGGACUAUCAACUCAAUGUGAAUGCGAAAUUAAAGUGAAGGAUGUCAAUGAUAAUUUCCCAGUGCUUAAAUAUGCUCAGUAUUCAGCACGUAUUGAGGAAAACACUAUAAAUUCUGACUUACUUCGAUUUCAAGUGACAGAUUGGGAUGAAGAGUACACAGAUAAUUGGCUGGCUGUGUAUUACAUUAUCUCUGGAAAUCAAGGGAAGUGGUUUGAAAUAGAAACGGACCCAAGAACCAAUGAAGGGAUCCUAAAGGUGGUUAAGCCUCUAGAUUAUGAACAAAUACAAAGCAUGCAAUUUAGUAUUACUGUCAAAAAUAAAGCUGAAUUUCACCAGUCAGUAGCCUCUCAAUUUCAAGUUCAGUCAAUCCCGGUCAUAAUUGAGAUAAUCAAUGUAAGAGAAGGAAUUUCAUUUCGUCCUAUUUCCAAGACUUUUACUGUGCAAAAAGGUAUAAGUACUAAAAAAUUGAUUAAUUAUGUCCUGGGAACGUAUGAAGCCAUCGAUGAAGACACCGGCAAAACUUCCUCAGCUGUCAGAUAUGUCAUGGGCCGUAAUGAUGGUGGUUUGCUAACUAUUGAUCCAAAAACUGGUCAAAUCAAAUUUGUCAAAAACAUCGCCCGGGAUUCUACCUUCAUAGUUAACAAGACACUCACAGCUGAGGUUCUGGCCAUAGAUGAAAGCACAGGCAAAACUGCCACUGGCACCGUCUAUGUUAAAAUACCUGAGUUUAAUGAAAACUGUCCACCAAUUGUCCUGGAAAAAAAUGAAAUCUGUAGUUCGUCACCCUCCGUGGUUGUGUCAGCUAGAACCCUGGAAAGGGACAGGUAUGCUGGUCCCUACACGUUUUCAGUGGAGGAGCAGCCUCUAAAGUUGCCGGUUAUAUGGAGAAUCACGAGCCUCAACGCUACUUCGGCCAUGGUAAGAGCUCAGCAGCAGAUAUCUCCUGGCGUGUACAGAGUCCCCAUCGUCGUCACGGGUGACCAGGACAGGCGGUGUGAGUCAUCGGAGACGCUGACCCUGACAGUCUGUCAGUGUGACGAAAGGGGCUCCUGUAGAGCUUCGUGGGAGGAACCUCAAAUAGAGCCUCGGAAGCAGAUCUACAGGAUGGGGCCCAGUGCCAUCGGCCUGCUCCUCCUUGGGCUCUUGCUGCUGCUUUUGGUCCCUCUCCUACUGCUCACCUGUGACUGCCAAAGGGGUCCCGCUGGGGGAAUGGCAGGUGGUUUUAUCCCAGUUCCUGAUGGUUCAGAAGGAACAAUUCACCAGUGGGGAAUUGAAGGAGCCCAACCCGAGGACAAGGAAAUCACAAAUAUCUGUGUGCCACCUAUAACGACUAAUGGAGUAGAUAUUGUGGAAAGUUCUGAAGUUUGUACAAAUACAUACACUGGAGGGACGGUGGUGGAAGGUGUUUCUGGAAUGGAACUGGCCACCAAAGUGGGAGCAACUGCAGGUUCCGGAGCUGUGGCAGGAUUUGGAGCAGGAGCUGGACUUGGGCCCUGUCCCCCUGGGCAUCUGGGGCUGGGCACAACGAGGACAAGACAUUCCACUGGGGGAACCCUCAAGGACUACACAGAUGGGACCAUAAACAUGAAUUUCCUAGAUUCCUACUUUUCCCAGAAAGCAUUUGCCUGUGCAGAGGAAGAGGGAGUCCAAGAAGCCAAUGACUGCUUGCUGAUCUAUGAUAACGAAGGCACCGAUGAUGGUCGCAGUUCUCCCGUGGGUUCCCUGGGGUGCUGCAGUUUCAUUGCUGAUGACCUGGAUGACAGCUUCUUGGACUCACUCGGCCCUAAGUUUAGGAAACUUGCAGAGAUAAGCCUUGGUAUUGAUGAGGAAGCCAAACAAGCUCAGCCACAUGCUCAGUCCAGUGGUACUGGGGUUGACCUUUGUGGCCCAUCCGUAGAGGUCCAGCAGUCAGGACCUGACAGGUACCAGACCUUCUGGGGCAGUCAAGAAGCUCAUGGUUUGUCAACCUAUGGGUCACUGCAGCAGGCCAUUCCCAUCCCUGACCCUCUGCAGCAUGGCAACUAUCUGGUAACAGAGAAUUACUCAGCUUCUAGUUCUUUUGUGCAACCCACCACUGCAAUCUUUGAUCCACUUCUCACACAAAAUGUAACAGUGACAGAAAGGAUGAUUUGUCCCCUUUCCAGUAUCCCUGGUUCCACAGACCCUCAGGGGUCAUGCAGUAUGCUUUGUACUGAAGAUCCUUGUUCCCGUCAGUGACGAGGAUGAGCAAAAAUAAUGUACUGGUGACAUAUCUAGACCAAAUUAUUUAAAAUAACAUAACAGAACUCACUGUAUGGGACUACUGUGACAUUUAUUAGAUAUUCUUAUAAACUAAUUAUGAUGACAAUUUAAAAAUUUUGGUCCAUACCACAAACCUAGAUAUGUUGUCACUCUUAUAAUAUUUUUUUAAAUUGCAGUAAAUUUCUAUGUUCUUUUUAAAAAAAAUUUUUAUGAUCAUAUUGUGUGGGAAAAUUUCCUAAACAUUUUUAAACUUUGGUGCUUUUAAUGCCAAAGGAAAAUGCUGAUUGCUUUAAAGGCAAUGUACGUUAGUGGAUGAAACAUUUGGAACAAAAAUUCUAGUUGUUUCCAUCACCUUCUUUUGUAUCCUUGAAUUGAUGCAAGAAUAUAACUAAUAGGCCAGGUUCAGUGAUUAUGCCUGUGACCCCAGCACUCGGGAGGCUGAGGCAGGAGGAUCUUUAUGGGUUCGAGACCAGGCUGGCUACAAAGUGAGUUCAAUGCCAGCCUGAACUGAACAGUGAGAUCCUAUCUCAAAAAGACCAAAAAAAAGAAUAUCACUAAUAACGACUUAAGAAUCACAAAGUAUUUGCUAACACACUGAACUGCUUGGGCAAAAGUUGCUUUCUCCCUAUCCUUUUGGUGUAGGGAGACCAUGCUGUGCCUCUUUUCUCAAGCUAAGGGCUUUGGGCUUGUGCAUCCAACUUGCUAGAACUAUGCUUGAAACUCAGUCUUGAAACAGAAAUAUCAUAGGACAUUUAUAAGUUUAUUACGGUGUAAAUAACACUUCAUGCAUUUUUAAUCCUCUAAAGGACCUAUCUAGGAAAAUACAUUGAACUUCCUUCUAUGUACAUCUCAAUAGCAAAUCCUGUGUUAGACUUUGUAAAAGUAGUUCUUUUCUUUUUGGCAUUAGUGGGUAGAUAUGAACUACAUAUGACAUACGGUCAGGUGUAUUAAUACCUACACACAUUGUGGGACGAAAUACAGCUUUCCUUAAAAGCAAAAGGAACUGUUGAGUAGAAUAACACAUAUUGAAGUUUGUAAAUAUGUAUCAUAAGCAGCAUUUGGGGAAAAUGUUGUAAUUUUCAAGUCAAAAAGUGAUAUAGAAGUGUGAUGAUAUAUAAACUGUUUUUUCAGCCUUGGCUUCUGAAUUAAACAGCUACAACAAUUCAGUGCUUGAAUGGAACUAUCUUAGGUUAGUGAAAGUUUAGAGGUAUUUUGUGCAUAUUACCCUAAUGGUAAUGCAGCUCUUUAAGUCACUUCUGGUCGUUCAAGAUGUUCACCCUUUAGUCCACAGAGAACACCCUACCUCACCGGCUCCCUGACAUUAUUACCUUAGCUGAAUCUUUACUAAGUCAUUGUUUAAUCCCAUUAUUUCUAAUGGUAUACUUAAUUUUUUGUUUGUGUUACAUUGUGUUUUGUUUUGCUUAGCCAUAAUAAAAACUGAAAUAUGUUUUUCCACAUAGACUGCAAACUAAUCAAGUGUUUAUGCUUCUAACUUAGAAAUGUAUGAGUCUGAGGGAGUAAGCAACUGCCUACACAUGAUUUCCCUGUUGCACAUGGCUGUCCCUGCACAACUAGCUGGAAGGCAUGUACCAGGCCAGCCCUGGGAGCACUGGUGGCCUCAGCCUUCCAGAGAGGCUGCUUCUAUGCCACAAGGCUUUCAGCGUGCCCUGCAGGGUGAGAAGAGCCUGACCCAGACCCUCUAGUGACUGCUGUUAUCAGCACUAUUUUUUUGGUUCUCAGUAGAAAGCCAGCCUUGGGGUCUAAAGCACACACAUUGAUUUGCACCUCUGCUUAUGCAUAAUAGCCUUUAUUUAAAAUACGAAGGUGUAUUUAGGAUUUUCAAAGCAUUUUAGCUUUGCUUCUGAAAAUCAAUUUAUGGAAUAAGAAUCUGGUUACAUUAUUAAAGUCCAGAGAAAGCCAAGCCAUGGUAGUAAAGAUUAUAUUAGAGAAAAACUGAAAUCAAAUGUACUUUUAAAUUUUUUUUAAUUGUUCUUUAGGGUGACCUAAAAAUUCAUUUGCUGUGUAAAAUGUGUCUGCAUUUUUUUCACCAAAAAUAAAAGUUGUUUGAAACAGGAAAAAAAUUAAA